AUCCAAUCUGCAAAUACCUACUGUGGUGUUGCCGCGACCUGUCUGGUAAAUUAGGUGUUGAGAUGUUGUAGUUGUAUUCUAACACACUGGCCACUGUGGGUAACACUCUGCUGCCAGCCUUACCUUACCAGUUGCAGUCCACAUCGUUGACCUUUGAUAAAGUAGAAACAAUUGCCAUGGAAACAAACAAUCCAACUGACAAAGAGACAAGCCAAAUAAAUGCAGCCAUCUUUCCAUCAAGGAAACGUGGUCCUGAUGCUGAUGCUGGUUUGAUGGUCUCUACUAAGGCAUCGAAGAAGUUGUACUCUCAAUCUGCAGCGGGUUACCAUCAGAUGUCAAGCGAUACUGCUGAUGAGGCGGAGAUCGUUUCAAACGCAUGCACCCAGUUUCAUCCUUGUGUUGGUGAUGUUCAGACAUUCACAGAGGGUACUCAGGAUGAUUCGACCUUGACCUUGGACCCGGCAGCUAUUGGGGAGUAUUGUGAGAUAUCGAUGGAAUCCAGUACGAGUGAUCAGAAUGUGUAUGUUAACCAAUCUUCCACAGAGUAUCAGCCUUACUGUGGCCAACUUCAAACAUUCCCUGAUGGCACGGAGAAGGAAUUGCAGUCUCUUGCUGGGUACGUUUAUUAUGAGGUGUCGACGAGUGAUAUUCAGGCUUUGAGCCCAAGUGAUGAAGGCAAUGCAGUGAUUAUAGCACCCCAGCCGUUGGUAGACAAUGCCUACACUGCCAACCAACUUCAGACACGGAAAGAUACCAACGAUAGAAAUGAGUAUGACCUCGGGUCCUCCAUGGUGUCUGCUCGUGCCCUUCAGACACCAAGUGAUCCUACUCGGCAGAAUGAGACCUUCACUCAGUAUUAUUAUUUGCCUGCUACUGAGGCACUUCAGACGUCAGCCUAUACUUACACUUCUGUCCAGAAUGAACUCGUACAAGCAACUGCUAACUUGGACAGUCUGCCUACUGCUUGUCAAUUUCAAAUGUCUGCUAGCCGUCUGCCUACCACUGGUGAUCUUCAGAUAUCUGCUGAUGCUAAGCAAAUGGAAGCAGCCCAGCCUGUGGCAUCUGGCAAACUAAAGGCAUUGACUGGUGAAACUGAAAAGGAUAUGCCCUCGAUUAAGUUGGAGUGUCUGCCUACUGCUGGAGAUCUUACAACGUUAGCCAAUACUAGUAAUGAGCAUCAGGUUCAAGCCCGUCCGCCUUUGACUAAUUGUUCCUUUUCUGCCAAUGAACUUGAGACAAUGGCUAAGGUAACUGAAGGUGUCAAGCCCUCGAUUAAGAUGGAGUAUCUCCCUACCACUGGUGACCUUUCAACAUCAGCCAGUAGUAUUAAUGAGAAUGAGAUGGACACGGCACAGCCUUUGGCCAACCGUAAUGAACUACAGACAAUGGCUGAUGGAACUGAAGUCAAUGUUCCCUUGAUUAAAGUGGAGUGCAUCCCUACCGCUGGAGAACUUCCCACAUUCUCCAAUAGUAGUCAUGGCAAUCUGAUCAAAGCGGCUACCUGCAGACAACAGGCAAUGACUGAUGGAAGUGAAGCUGACUUGCCCGCUAUUCGGUUGAAGUUGCUGCCCACUGCUAGAGACUUUCAAACAUCAGUCAGUUGUAAUGAGAAUGAACCAAACCAGUCAACAGCAAAUCCUCAAUCUUCUACAGUUGGACCACAGUCAGUGACUGUUAAGACUGUGGCUGACAUUCGCUCGAUGAAGGUGGAGGCUCCCCCUACCACUGUAGGUUUUCAGAUAUCAGCCAAAAGUAGUGAGAAUGUUGCAACUCGGGCAACAUCUGAGUCUCCAGUUACUGCUGGUGGACGACAGACAGUGAGUGAUGGCACCGACGCUGACUUGCCUGUGAUUAAGAUGGUGUGUCUUCCAACCACUGAAGAUCUUCAGACUUCAGACGAGCCCUCAACCAAUAUGAACUUCCCCACCAGUGAACCUGAGGUAGUCCCUGAGAGUGCUCAAGAGAAUGGGGCCUUGAUAAAGUUGGAGUGCUUGCCUAGCCCUGGAAGAUUUGCGACAAUGACUGAGAGAGGUACAGGGGAAGCAGCGUUGGUUAAGAUGGAGAGUUUGCCUGGUGAGGUCCAGACAUCACCCGGUAGGGGUGAAAAUGAACCAACUGAGGUGACUGUUGACAGUGCCUUCACUGCUGGUGAACUAAAGGCAUUAACUCACAUAACUGGAGACAUGAGUGAGCCCAUGCCUAUGGUCAAGAUGGAAGCUUUGCCUCCAGCUGGAGAUCAUUGGACAUCCCUAAAUAGUGAUGCAGCUACCCAACUGGCAGCGAACAAUCCCAUUACUGCCAAUCACCUUCAUACGGUGAGCAAGUCCACGCCAAGGGUGGACAGUAUGCCAGACUCUGGUUCACCUCCAGCAACAGUUGACGAAAGUCCAGUGGAACAGCUGACAGAAGCAGUCGAGGUAACUCCAGCAUUGGAGAGUCAACCUCCAUCUGGAGAUGUUCACACCUUGGAAAACAGUGAUUCAGAAGAGGAAGCACCAAUGCCAGUGCUUGAGCGCAUGCCGCUCAUUAAAUUGGAAACUCCUUCAACCUCCGCUGGACCUCGGACAUUAAACGCCAGUAGUCUCGGGUGCCAGGUUCAAGGUCAAAUAAGUGAUAAGCAAUUGCCAAGAAAGCGUCAAACUCACUCAGAUAGUCGGUCGCUAUUCACAGAGUUGUUCGCCCUGCAGCAGCAGUCGCCAGGCAAGAAGGAGACAAGUGGCCUAUAUCAACAGAAAGACCUUAUCAACAUUGUCAGCUUCGAACCUGGAGUGGAACUUGACACUGGGUCCAGUUUGAGUAUCAGGGUUAAAAAUGGCUCUGGAAAAACACAGACUUACCACUAUGAAGUGAAAGAGUCUGCUUAUGAUGCUGGUGUCGGUACUGCAACUGUCGUAAUGCAGGAAGCCGGUUCUGGAAGUCGUAAGGAUCGACGUAAAAGACGCAACCCAAGGAAGAGUACUUCUGCCUCUGAUACAGUUGUUGUGGGCUCAGAGAUGGAAGAUGUUUCCGAUUCUGGUCAUGUGGCUUCCCUCAAGAUGGAGGUCGAAGAUGGUGAAGGGUCGCUGAGUGAACAAGAGAUUCAGGAAGCCAUCACAGAGGAAGAAAUGGAUACGAAUGAUGAAGAUGACCUUUGGGAAAACUGGCAAGAUCACGAUCCAGAUUACGAUGUCACUAAAGAGGAGGAUGACGAGGCCACCGCCAGCAACGAGGCCACCGCCAGCAACGAGGCCACCACCAGCAACGAUGCCAGGGAUUCAAAGUCAACUCUUUCACAGCCUGAUCUACACAUCGUCAAAGGAUCCUUGCGACCGAGUUUUUCCGCCAUUUUGCCCCGUCGUCGUAAAUCAGAGGCAGGCUCUGCUGAAUGUUUUGAGGUCAAGUGUACAGGGAAGGAUAUGAAAGAAGGCUUGAUCUGUCGCUACACAUUCUGCGAUGAAACAUUUCAAAAAUGGUGUGAGCUAACGAACCAUGAGCGCAGUCAUAAUGGAUUAGCCGCACUGCACUGUAAACAUUGUAAUAUAUCAACGAGUGAUCCCGAGGGUAAGAAAAGCAAACUUUACUCAGGCGUACUCACGUGUCAUUGUGGGAAAGAGUUUAAGGAGGUGAAGCGGUUGACAGAACAUGCUAAGACUCAUGAUGACAACAGGCCACAUCGCUGUGAAUACUGCAACAAAAGGUUCAAAACGAAGACUGUCCUAGCGCGUCAUAUUCGUACACACACAGGAGAGGUCAAAUACGAGUGCAUGUUCUGCGGGAGAGGAUUCGGUGAUUACAGCAGUUGGAAGCGACACGAGCGUGUUCACACGGGAGAGACACCCUAUAAAUGUGAACACUGUGAGCAACAGUUCAAACAGAGUAAAAACCUGAAAGCACACGUGAAUGCUGCUCACACAGCUCUUGAGCAUUAUGGAUGUGAAACAUGUGGCAAGAUAUUUCUGAGGAAGGAUAUCUUGUAUUCACAUAAGAAAUCACAUGAGCCCAAGUCAACUGAGCGCCCAUUUAAAUGUGAGAUUGAGUCGUGCGGCAAAUAUUUCAGGACGAAAAAACUCCUGGGAGAUCACAAGCUCAUUCACACCGGUAAAAAACAAUACAAGUGCGAUUUUUGCGAUAAAACUUUUUUGAAAAGUAGCGCACGAACGGUACAUCAUCGCACACAUACAGAUGAGCGGCCGUUUAAAUGUGACAUCUGUGAUGAUGCAUUUCGCACAAAGGGGGCGUUUCUGCAGCAUAGAAAUAUUCAUACGGGAUCAAGGCCACAUAAGUGUCGUUAUUGUGAUCAGGGGUUUGCCGCAAAGUCUUCAGUUUAUAAUCAUGAGAAAAUGCAUAAGAAGGAGAUAGAGGGCCUGGUGGACAGGAAGGAUUUGGACACCCCUGUGCAAAAGGGGGAUUUGGACACCCCUAUGAAGAAGGGGGAAUUGGACACCCCUGUGAAGAAGGGGGAAUUGGACACCCCUGUGAAGAAGGGGGAAUUGGACACCCCUGUGAAGAAGGGGGAAUUGUUGGGGCGGGUCUGUAAACCACUGUUCAAUGUUGGUGAGAGAAUGGCAAAGAAACAUAAGACAGAGUCACUGAAAGAUCAACCUCUCGAUGUCAGUGAGAAGAAAACCACUGCUAACCCAUAUGUUUUUGAUGAUUAACUGGUCAGGUUGAUGGCCUGCUAUGAAUUAGAUAUAAACCUGGCAGCUGUGCAGUAAAUAUAGGCCAAGGCAAUGAAAUGUGUGUAUCAUGUUUUGAGAACAGUCUUAUAAACAUCACUAUUGGUAUGAAUAUUGAGUCUCAUUGCCGCUAUCAGCAGGACUGUGCUAGCGGUCCAAUUUUAUUCUACUACUAUACAGAUUUGAAAUCAACAUGGGAACAAAGUUUCUCAUAGUAAAAUCUAUGAAUACUAAAAAAUGAAGGUGAUAUUGCUGUUUAUGUAUAUAAGUAAAAGCCAUGUAUAAUUACUUUAGAUUUUUGUUUGAAAAUUAUUAUUGCUUGUGUUAAGAUUUAUUUGCCAGUUGAGCAGAUGACGUCAUCACUCUGUGUGGAGCCUCGCAUUCUGUUAGUCUCUCACACACCACUUUGAGUCUCCUUGGUGGGUAAAACCAGUAUGAGCAACAUGAUCAGUGCUGUAGCUAGUGAGAUGGGGGGGGGGGGACUUGUCUCUCAGCGCCCAUCCCAGAGUCCCCUGUCUGUCAUGUAGAACACGACUUAAAUGAGUAAA
Molecule: messenger RNA, 5203 nt
Organism: Lineus longissimus
Lineage: Eukaryota; Metazoa; Nemertea; Pilidiophora; Heteronemertea; Lineidae
Exons: 4
Coding region: 177-4637 (1486 amino acids)
Biological process (GO): regulation of transcription by RNA polymerase II
Cellular component (GO): nucleus
Molecular function (GO): DNA-binding transcription factor activity, RNA polymerase II-specific; RNA polymerase II transcription regulatory region sequence-specific DNA binding
Source: RefSeq, a predicted model, not a curated record